This is a messenger RNA of Westerdykella ornata, 1814 nucleotides long. RefSeq lists its product as uncharacterized. Lineage: Eukaryota; Fungi; Ascomycota; Dothideomycetes; Pleosporales; Sporormiaceae. The transcript is spliced from 2 exons. Bases 113 to 1504 code for a protein of 463 amino acids. The record is from RefSeq and is a predicted model, not a curated record.
CACUGACGCCCCAAACUUGGGGGUCUGCCAACGACCCACCAAACACAAGCCCUCUCGUUCGCCAAAGCCCCGUCAGAUAGAAACGCAUGGUGGUAGAAAGGGAGAAGCAGCAAUGCACCGUCCUCGCCCUGAACCGAAGUACAGCUUUACGAUACCGAGUGUGCAUGACGAUACUAGGCUUGACUGUCGGAUCUAUCAUCCUGGAUCGUUGGAGGAGGGAUUGCAAGAUGCGGAUCGGUCUAUGUCAUUGCCGUCUGGUGUAGAGGAUGCCGGAAAGCUGGGAAUUGGUGUUGGCGAGGCUGAGUUGGGUGAGCACGCCAGCACGCGCAAUACGAAGUGGAGGAGGAGAGGCAUCGUAGUGGCGCAUCCGUAUGCUCCCCUCGGAGGUAGCUACGAUGAUCGCGUGGUAGGCAUCGUGGUGGAGGAGUUCGUUCGAAUGGGUUGGAUUGUAGGGACUUUUUGUUUCCGAGGCGCACACGAGUCCCAGGGCCGCACAAGCUGGACAGGCAGACCCGAAGUGCGUGAUUACAUUUCGUUUACAGGCUGCUUCAUGCUCUACCUGUCAUUCCUCCACCCGUGUCCCUCGUCAUCGCUUCUCUAUUCCCCAUCGCCACUUCAGGCUCCCUCGUCCAGCACCUCCAACGACUCCACGAUCAUCCUCUCCGGCUACUCCCACGGCAGCCUAAUCCUCCAACACCUUCCCCAUGUUCCCUCCAUCCUCCAACACUUCGUCUCUCCUGUACAAGGCUCCGCAGCAAGCGAAAUCGUGCUUCGAGCAAAACGGCUAGCCGAGCAAACGAAUACAGAAUGGAAGGCUCUAACUCUAGCUCGGGCAAAGGAACGGGAGGAGGAACAGGAACGGGGUCGCGAAGCCAUAGCGAAGACGCACGCACACGAUAGAAAUCGAUUAUGCGUUACCAUGGGCGGAGAGGAAACGGCCCCAGAGGUGCGCAGGAGUAGUCGGGAGAUCCGGCGAAGUAUAGAGGGCCGGCGCAGUCUGGAACUAGGCAGUCGACUACGGGGACUGAGUUUCGGCAGGAAGGGGUUGCAUGAUGCUCGAAAAGGGAUAGAAGUCGAAGGUGGAGAAGAAGACGACGGAGCAGGACCUGACCCCAGCGAAACGCAACAGAGUGCUUCGUCCUCGAAGAACACCACGUCCAUCCCGACCCCUUCACACAUCUACUACCUACUCAUCUCCCCCCUCACACCGCCUCUGUCCUAUUUCCUCGCCCCGGGCCUCCACUCCCUACCCUUCUGGCCGCGCCGCGAUAAUGGCAAAUCCCAUCGAGCUGAAUCCCUCAUGCAGCACGACUCACUGGUCCUAUUCGGCGACCAGGAUGUUUUCUCUUCCGCCAAGAGGAUACGCGCGUGGGUGGAGCGGUUGCGUGAGGGAGGCGGGAAGGUGGAGGCCGUCGAGGUUAAUGGGGCAGGGCAUUUCUGGGUUGGGGAGCAGGUCGAGGCGGCGUUGAGGGGAGAGAUUAGGAGAUGGGGGAGUGCGGUCUAGGAAGGCUGCUGGGGCUGUGGCGAGAAUAGAUACAGGCUCGGACGAAAGCGUGGUAUAGAGCCUUGAUGCACAGGACAACUGCACUUGAGUCUUCUUGCAUUCCCUGCCUCAUUCUUUAGCUCUGAGCCUAGCGUAUGGAAAUGCACUGGCUCAUAGCCGACGAAUCAUCUACCGGCCAGACGCGGCAUCAUGUUAACAAAAAAGGUCGAGGCAAAAUGAAUCGAGUACGUGAGCUUCCAGCCCUGUCGGAUUAGUGCAGUAGAACCACAAUUGUGCCAGAAGCUUUCACACUUGCUUUUGGUCCCUACUC